UCCCGUCGAAGGCGGACGGUCACACUAGCACGCACAAAGUGUUUUUUUUUGUUUUCGCAACAUUCGGGAGUUCUGGAAAAAUGACUAGCUGCGUGCCAGCGCAGCAGGACAAGGACCAGGAGAAGUUGCUGGAGGCUCUGGCCUCCAGCAGCGACGAGAUGGACGACCCGGACGAGGCAGACAAGGACAAGCUCCAGCUGAUCGAGCCCACGUUCUCCUUUUCGAACAGUAACACCUGCUGGGUGUGCAACGGCUACUACGGGCCUAACUUCGGGGAGCCGCUUUGCGGUGCCUGCCACGCCUUCCUUUACAAUGCCCAGAGGGCGGAAGAGCUACUGACGGAGCUAUCUGACGACGAGGACUCCGGAAACGAUGAGCCGCCGUUUAAGGACAAGCAGGAGGACGAAGAGACUGAAAACGACGUGGACAUAAUGGGCUUUGAAGAUCUAGAGGAUGCACAGCCGCCGGCUGUCCAACAGCAGGCGGCGGUGGAGCCACAGGAACAGCAGCCUAACGUCCAGCCUGCCGAUCUGCCACAACAGGCGCCUCCAGAAGCGGUGCCCGCACGCAGGGAGACGCCGGAGCGCGACUUUGAGCACGAGCGAGCGUUGAAUCCCUUCUUGUUGCCCGUCAAGCGACCGCGGGCGACUGGACCUCUACCCCUCCCCCACUACAUGCACGAACUGGCCGAUGGACGGGCGCGCGCACACGAAUACAACGCGGCCAGCGGCAGUGGCGCAAGUGGGAGCAGCAGGAAUAUUGUUAAUAUAAUACCUGUCGAGGUGAUGCUGAAGAUAUUCGCCUACCUGGACGACAUGUCGCUGUGGAUGGCCAGUGAGGUGUGCAAACAGUGGCACGACAUCGUCGGCAAGAACACAGCACAGGGCAUGUGGAAGGCGUACAUAAAGCAGCGCUGGCCGUUGUUCGAGAGCUUGGCCGACAAUCCCGACUGGUACCAGCUUUACGGAGCUCUCAUGUCGUCCUGCUUCUGUCGAACUUGUCUGAUUGAAAUGGGCGGCAGGGGACAGGCGGCGGGGCAUCCGAAUCCGGAGCUGGGAGAACGCGAGCCGGGAAACGCGAUGCGCUACAACUUUCUGCGUGGUGAAGCCAAUCUGCUGAACAGCUACGAAUCGGAGGGCAUCUCGGCCAUUCCACUGGACCGGCAAAACAACUAUUGGCAGGCCACAAUCCUGGGGCCACCGGGUAGCCCCUACGAGGGUGGUAAAUUCUUUCUAUUCAUCUACUUUCCGGAGCGGUAUCCAAUGACGCCGCCGACAGUGCGAUUCCUCACCAAGAUCCUGCACCCAAACGUAUCGCGGCACGGUGACGUGGGCAUCGACAUCUUCCAGCAGCACAACUGGUCGCUGGCUCUGAACGUAGCCAAGGUGCUUCUGUCGGUCCAGAGCCUACUCACUGAUCCCUACACCGAGGUGUGCAUGGAGCCGGAGCUGGGAUACAUUUACGAGCACGAGAGGGAACGGUUCGAGCAGCUGGUACGUUCCUGGACCUGGAAGUACGCCAUGUUCGAGCUGAUUUCGCCGCGCUAGGCUCUAGGCCGUGGAGAGCGGCGCCCUAGGAGGACACUGGACUGAAAGUUGGAAACUAACCCCCUUUACGUUGUAACUACAUAUAUGUCUGUGUAUUUAGCUUAGUUGUGCCAUUCGGAUUGUUUAUUUUGGCCUUCCUCCUUAUCUCUCACUUCAACACGUCCCCCGCCUAGGUCACAACAUAGUCGAAAUUACUUAACCUAAUAAUAAACGUAUUCUCUAAGUUA
This is a messenger RNA of Drosophila serrata, 1774 nucleotides long. RefSeq names its product modifier of rpr and grim, ubiquitously expressed (gene morgue). The record is from RefSeq and is a predicted model, not a curated record. Gene Ontology annotation, molecular function: protein binding. Lineage: Eukaryota; Metazoa; Arthropoda; Insecta; Diptera; Drosophilidae.